UGAGCAGUAAAUAAUAUGUACCGUAAUAUUUUCCUCUGUAUGAACAAUUCAUAAGAGGGUUGUCAGCAAGGAGGUCUGUAAUAGGUUGUUGGGGUCAUUUGCCCCGCCCACAACACUACGGGAGGUCACAGUUUGUCCUGUCACAGCGCCUGUCCCAGAAAUGCCAUCCUGCCUGGAGGAAGCAACAACAACAAUUGUUCGCCCAAAGUACUUUAUAUUUUGAAAACAGGUUGUCAAAGGACAACAUCUAGUCCUUGGUAACGAGACGGUUAGUAGUUAUGGCUGUCGCGGAACUGGUGGCAAAAUGCUUGCAGGCACGGGAAAUGGCUUACUGUCCGUACAGUGGAUUUCCAGUCGGUGCGGCCAUUUUGACGACAGGGGGCGCCAUUGUCACUGGCUGUAAUGUUGAGAAUGCCUCUUAUGGCCUUACCGUAUGUGCGGAGAGAACUGCGAUACAGAGAGCGGUCGCAGAAGGCUACAGAAGAUUUACAGCCAUAGCUGUCACAUGUGAUAUCAAAGAUAGUUUUGUAGGACCAUGCGGUGCUUGCCGACAGGUAUUAAUGGAGUUUGGCACAGAAUGGGACGUUUACCUCACUAAGCCAGACGGAAGCUAUAGGAAAACCAGUCUCAGAGAUCUCUUGCCUUUAGCUUUCACACCGGCUCACCUGCAAAAGAACUAAGUGCAAUAACUUUUUUGGGUUUUGAUGUGUUGGGAAUUGAUUUGCUCUUUGAUCUAAAAUGUGAAGAUUAUGAAUUUCCAUGUAAUAUAUGCUUGAGGAGUUUGCCUAUUAGCUAUAACUGGCCUGUGUUGAUGUUUAAGGCCCAAAAGUGAAAAUUCUCUCAUUGUUUACUCACCCUUUGUUUCUGUUAUAUGCCUGGGGGUGUUACUUUGUUGUUCCCUCCACCCCUUUCUGUUUUAUUUGCUGUCUGCUAUACUUUUUAAAAUCUUAAGUUAUCCUUCUCAAACUUUACUGUGUUUCUUUCUUCUGCAGAACACAAAAGAAGAUAUUUUGAAGAAAGCUGUAAACCUGUAACCACUGAUUUGCAUUGUAUUUCUUUUUAUGCAAGUCAAAGUUUACAAGUUUUCAGCAUACUUCUAAAUAUCUUACUUUGUUUUAACAGAAGAAUGAAACUCAUAGAGGUGUGGAACCACCUGAGAGGGAGUAAAUUGAAAUUUUUAGGUAAAUCAUGCCAAUUUAAGGUCCCCAUAAACCAGCAACUGCGACCGUUAUUUCUACUGUGAUGCAGUUCUUAGAGAAACUGACACAACAGUGGGUGUGGCUUGUUUUUUUUCUACUGAGAGUUGAAUGGAUGCAGUAAAAUAGGCAUUUCAUUUACAAAGAUGGGAGAAAAGGUUUGGGGAGUGUUAUUACAACAUAACCGACACCUCCUGCUCACCAACCAUGGCUAACAUACUUUACCACACCCCCAACUGUCAAAAUGGACAGUUGGGGGUGUGGUAAAGUAUGUUAGCCACGCCCAUUUCCUAAGAUAUACGUCAUGACAAAUUAAAUGAAAAAAACAGGAGUGCAUUUUCAGAUUUCAAUUAAAGAUUAUAAGGGCAAAAAGUUUUCUCUUUACAUAAUGACAUGCACAGAUGAAUUGUUCACUGCAAAACUUUCAAUGUGAGCUAACAAAAUUAUGGUGAGUUUUGAUUUCUUGAGGACUUUAAGGCCGUUCCUGUCACAACAUCAACACUAGAGAGCACUGCACACCCUGAAAUGUUCUCAAGCUUGUGUUCAAAUCCAGUCCAAGAUAAUGGCCAGUCAUUCCUAGGUGGGUUUUGUUGAAAAUCAGCUACAUAGACAAAAUACAUAGAAGGUAAAGGUUAUUUAAACCUGUAGACUUAUGCUUUGUUUUUCUCUAAAAUAUUACAAAACAAAUGCUUUUGUUAUUUUGUUUUAAGAUUGUCUAAACCAGGGGUGUCCAAACCAAAGAGCUUAGAAUCACGAUCAUGAAUCUAUGCUCUUUGUCCAAGCUCAGUCCUGGAGGGCUGAUGUCCUGCAUAGUUUAGCCCCAACUUCCUUCAACACAUCUUGUUGGAAGUUUCUAGUAUACCUAGAAAGGGCUUGAAUAGCUGGUUCAGGUGUGUUUAAUUGUGGUUGGAACCAAAAUUAGCAGGACACCUGCCCUCCUAGACCGUUUUUGGACACCCCUGGUCUAAACCUUCUGUGACUUGUUUACUUCAGAAUCAGAAAGAGCUUUAAUUAUCAGGUAUUUUUAAGUAAUUACACAUACGAGUAAUAUGUUUUCGUGACAGAGCUUCUACAGUGCAACAGAAUGACAGAGACAGGACAAAAACAUAUAAUCAAUAUAUUUAAAAAAUAGAAGUAGUGAAUGCAAAUAUACAAAUUGACAAGUGUAUGCACAGGUAUAUCACUAUAUACAAUGUUAUAUGUGCAGCUAUAUGCAAAUUGGGAUGUAAAGUAUGUUGUUAAAUAAAUAAGUGUAUAUGUGUAUAGCAAGUAGUGAUGUUUGUUUCACAAUUACUAUCAUAAGGUGUUCAUGAGAUGGAUUGCCUGAGGGAAGAAACUGUUUCUGUGUUGGGCUGCUCUGUAGCGUCGACCAGAAGGUAAAAUUUCAAAGAGGCAGUGUGCUGGGUGUGAGGGGUCCAGAGUGAUUUUGGCAGCCCUUCUGCUCGCUCUGAAUAAGUACAGGAGGGUAGGGAGGGUUGUACCAGUGAUUGCUCAGUAGUCCGAACUAUUUGACGUAAUCUUCGGAGGUCAGACAGUUAUUGAAGUGCAGAGGACUGAUUCAAUGAUGGAAGUGUAGAACGGUUUCAGCAGCUCAUUUGGAAGCUUAAACUUCCUCAGCAGACGAAGUAUGUACUUAGAGAUUGCAUAACAAUAGAUUAAAACUGUUGAAUUUUUGACACAAAAAAAUAACGUGAUGCAUUAAUAUUGUUCAGAGAUGUGU
This is a messenger RNA of Danio aesculapii, 2916 nucleotides long. Its product is annotated as zgc:103586. Gene Ontology annotation, molecular function: zinc ion binding; cytidine deaminase activity. Bases 279 to 680 code for a protein of 133 amino acids. The transcript has 5 exons. NCBI's taxonomy places the organism in Eukaryota, Metazoa, Chordata, Actinopteri, Cypriniformes, Danionidae. The record is from RefSeq and is a predicted model, not a curated record. Gene Ontology annotation, cellular component: cytosol.